This is a messenger RNA of Lates calcarifer (barramundi perch), 4317 nucleotides long. It is a transcript of the gene ugp2b, whose product is annotated as UDP-glucose pyrophosphorylase 2b. Gene Ontology annotation, biological process: UDP-alpha-D-glucose metabolic process; glycogen metabolic process. Gene Ontology annotation, molecular function: UTP:glucose-1-phosphate uridylyltransferase activity. The record is from RefSeq and is a predicted model, not a curated record. The transcript is spliced from 10 exons. Gene Ontology annotation, cellular component: cytoplasm. NCBI's taxonomy places the organism in Eukaryota, Metazoa, Chordata, Actinopteri, Centropomidae. The coding region runs from base 352 to 1878 and encodes 508 amino acids.
UUGGGAGACUACAUUUGGCCGCUGUCCAGAGAGAUAAGUGUGAUCGGUUGAAUGUUGUCCUUGUUUUGCUUUUUCUUUUUUUUUUUUAUGAGGUAGACAGGAUGUCCUACCCUCCAGAGCGUCAUUGGUGAUUGGAUUUAAAGGGUUGCACACCUCUGAAUGAAUGACCCACUGGCUUCAAGGAUACCUCAAAGAAACUUUUUUUCUAUUAUUCAUUUACGGGAUGUAUGUUCAAUGACACUCCGGUUCUCUCUUUGACUAAUUUCUGGAAUAUUUAACUUGAAGAGUUUCGUAUUUGUCUCAUUAUUUAACUGUAUAUUGCUGAACUGGUCCCUACUUGGCAGCUGAAACAUGGCACUUUAUGUACAAGAUCUGAGUAAAGCAGUGGCCAACGGAGGGAUGGCUCAGUUCCAGGAAAUGAUGCGGCAGCAGCUGGAGAGCUCCAUGCACACCGAGCUGGAGAAACUGCUGGACACCACCACAGGGGCCGAGAGAGAGGUGUCCAAGAAAGACUUUGAGGGCUUCAAGAAUCUUUUCCACAGAUUUCUGCAGGUGAAAGGACCAUCGGUAGAAUGGAUCAAGAUACAAAGACCUCCAGAGGACUCAAUCCAGCCGUACGAUAAGAUCGCAGCUCGAGGCCUCCCAGACAACGUGGCUGACAGCUUGAACAAACUGGUGGUGGUGAAGCUGAAUGGAGGCCUGGGCACCAGCAUGGGAUGUAAGGGCCCCAAGAGCCUGAUCAGCGUCCGCAACGAGAACACCUUCCUGGACCUCACUGUGCAGCAGAUUGAGCACCUGAACAAGACCUACAACACAGAUGUGCCCUUGGUCCUCAUGAACUCCUUCAACACAGAUGAAGACACAAAGAAGAUCCUGCAGAAAUACACACACCACCGCGUCAAGAUACACACCUUUAACCAGAGCAGGUACCCUCGCAUCAACAAAGAGUCCCUCCUUCCUGUGGCCACAAGCUUGACCAUGACUGGGCAAAACACAGAAGGCUGGUACCCUCCAGGUCACGGCGACAUCUACGCCAGCUUCUACAACUCAGGCCUGUUGGACCAACUGAUUGCACAGGGCAAGGAGUACAUCUUUGUGUCUAACAUCGACAACCUGGGAGCCACCGUCGACCUCCACAUCCUGCACCACCUGGUCAGCCAGCCCAACGGCAAGCGCUGCGAGUUCGUCAUGGAAGUGACAGACAAGACGCGUGCCGACGUCAAGGGUGGCACACUGAUCCAGUAUGAAGGAAAACUGCGUCUGCUGGAGAUCGCCCAAGUGCCCAAGGCCCAUGUAGACGAAUUCAAGUCAGUUUCAAAGUUCAAGAUCUUCAACACAAACAACUUGUGGAUCUCUCUGGCUGCUAUCAAGAGGCUGCAGGAACAGAAGGCAAUGGACAUGGAGAUCAUAGUCAACCCCAAGACACUUGACGGUGGACAGAAUGUCGUCCAGCUGGAGACAGCGGUCGGCGCAGCCAUCAAAUGUUUCGACAACGCCCUGGGAAUAAACGUACCUCGCAGCCGCUUCCUGCCUGUUAAAACCACGUCGGACCUGCUGCUGGUCAUGUCCAACCUGUACAGCCUGGAGGCCGGCUCUCUCACCAUGAGCCCCAAGAGAGAGUUCCCAACAACGCCACACGUCAAACUGGGCAGCUCCUUCACCAAGGUUCAGGAGUACCUGACCCGCUUCGAGAGCAUCCCAGACAUGCUGGAGCUCGACCACCUGACAGUAUCAGGAGACGUCACCUUUGGGAAAAACGUCUCGCUCAAGGGCACCGUCAUCAUCAUUGCCAACCACGGAGAUCGCAUCGAUAUUCCGGCCGGCUCCAUGCUGGAAAACAAAAUCGUGUCCGGCAACCUCCGCAUCCUGGACCACUGAGGCCUUUUUCAUCCCACCCCACUCCAUCAUGUGACGUAGUCGGCUUUAUCCCAGUCAUGUGACCCAUUUGUCAUGUUUACACGACACCAACAGAUUGUGAGAGGAAGAGGCUUUUUCCUGAAGGCUGUGUGUGAUUGCAUGUGCAGUGCUACUCUGCAGUCUCAACAUUAGCAGUAGUUUACAUGGUUGGUUGUUGGGAGUGUUUGUAGCUUACACAUACUGCCCUCUAUAGGCUGUUUAUUAUAUAACACAAACCUUUAAUAGUAUUAAUAAUGAGCUAGUCAUAGCUGAAAAUAUAAUAGAGGGAAAAACAAUAGAUCAGAUUUUAUUUUAUUUUUCUUUUCACUGGUGAUUUUGACUGUUUACUGACCAGAAAAUAAACCUGCCAAAUAGACUCAUAAUAGAUAUUAAUAAGGAUACUAACACAUCAAAGAACAAAUGUGAUCAUUUUAUCAUCUUCAUCCUCAGUGUGCACUUACAGCACCGCUAAUGCAAUCACAUAGUGUACUUACAUAGAGAGGUAAAGUCAUGGUUUUUGAAGUUAUGGAGGACUUUUGACAGUUUAUUUCAAGCACAAAGACCAUGCUAUGGGACUCAACAUGGUUCUACAAUUCAGCUGUGAUAAGAUAUGUUCAAGUGAAAUAAUGUGCUCUUAUAUUUUGGCCAUUUAUCUAUUAUCUAUAUCUGGAGCUGGAGCCUGUCGCAGCUCUCCAGUCUAUCACAGACCUAAAAACAUACAAGUAUCACACUUCACAGGCAAUUUGGUUUCCAGUUCAGCUAACCUAAACUAUGGGAGAUAACCCCCCCCCCCCCCCCACACACACACACACACACACACACACAACCCUUCACUGAGCCACUAUAUUGUUCUGUGAUAAGUCAAAUUUUUAAAAAAGUGCUAAAAUGACUCCAAAACUGGCCUCAUGCCUCAGACAUAUUAUCCAUUCUAGACUAAUUGUAGAUGAUGUAAUCUGCCAAGAGUUGUCGUCGUCAUCCUGUCUCACCAAAAACAAUGAUCUUGGCUACCGCACAUUUAUGACUGAAUAAAUGAAUGAACAAAAGAAAGAAAUGUGACAAAGUGCAAUGGAAACAUACUUCAUGAUGUACUUAAAGCAUGUGGCUCCACUGAAGAGACUAAACACUGUGUCAGACAAAAUGUUCCUCAAAUGAAUAGAUGAAAACCAAAUCGGUCAUUUGAGGUUGUACUGGAGCUGUUUUAAUGGUCAUCUCACUGUGCUCUCUUCUUCUGUGAUGUUUAAUAGCACCUAGCUGGAGAAUUACCAGCAGCAGUGAAUGGAAACACGCAUUAAUUUUGAUUUUCUUUACUAACCUUGUCUGUGAUUUAGUGUUGGGCAGGUAGCAUACAGUGGGUUUAUUGGAUCAUUUUGCUGGAAACAGCUGCCUGGUGUGUCUGAAAACUGCACUGAUAAUAAUAAGAGACUUAACCAAAAACAUUGCAAGCUAGGAAACCAAAACAAUGAGCUUAAACAAACACACAGACACAGACACACACACACACAAAAACAAGCUCUUUAAAGCGGAGAUAAACUGCAGAGUCCAACCAUAACUAUCUGGGGUUAUCCCUACGAGCAGCACCUCUCACACACAAGUAGCCAUUUGAUCCAUCUUUAAAAUAAAAAUGUGAAUUAGUGCAGUGUUAACUUAAAAGUCACCAAACUUCGGGAAUCCAGUUUUGAACAGAACAACAGCACAUUAUGAAUUUGUGGAACCAUGUGGAAAUCAAGCCUGAAGUGAAGUCUGUGCUAAGAAAUAAAUUGUUAACCUUCUACCAGAGCAGUGACAACUAUGACUUCCACAUUACAGACCGUAGGACGUACUUCUACUGGAUAUAUUUACACCUCCAGUGUCCAGACUGGGACAGGAGUUUGUGCCAUAGAAGAGGAACUAACAUGUUACCCAGGUGAUGCCUGAACAACCUCCGUCUCCUUGUUCUGCCCUGUAGCUUUUGGACUGUAAUGAUCCAUAUCCAGGCAUGAGAACGAUGCCGUGAAAUUCUAUGUAAUAGUUGAAAUUCUAUCAUUUUAAAGUGAGGACCUUUAUUUGUACAGUCCCAGUGUGAUGCAGAUGAUUUAAAAAAUAUAUAUAUCACAUUGUGCAUUAUUUUGUGUUUUUAUCCAGUAUGUUUGUUCACGUUUUGACAUUCAUGUUGUAUGAAACCUCACGCCUCCAUUACUGUGUCAAAUCUCUCCUUUAUCCUCUGUCCACCCUGUCAUCCAGCGUUAACGCUUCACACAAAGCAAAAGACAGGACAUUUUAAAAACGUACGAAUUUCAGUGUGAGAAUUACUUGAGGUGAGUCCGAUGACGUGCGGACCGAGAGCCUGAAAGCAAUAAGUGUUGAUCUGUGACAGUGACGAGGUCUCAGCCCAGUCCAGUUCUGCCUCCUCGGAGCUGAAUAAAGUGCAAUAUGAAAUACUGA